AUGAUCAAAUCAAACUCAGCCAACGCACAAGAAACAAAAUUUAGAAAUCCAUUCGAUUCUGAUGAUGAAGAAGUUAGCCCUCCUCCAGAUGAUAACGCACCAAAGCAGCGCAGGGAGUCUACGCUGAACCAAUCUAAGGCUGAUAUCCCUUCUGGAGAGUCUUCUCAGAGGCCAAGGCGUAAUUCCCAGCUGCGUACUUCUCAGGGCGUUCCGAUUGAAGGCGCUGAAGCAAACGCUGCGAUUGAGGAAGACCAAGGUGCUGAUCCAGAUGUUUCAGAGGUUGGUGAACCUAAAGUUACCAGCAACGGCCCCCAUCGUGGAUCUCUUGCCGGUCCAGACGUUCAAAACUCCAACGAUUGGGCAACUGGCGCGUUCAGCAGCAAAUCUCAAUCACCAGCGAAAUAA
This is a messenger RNA of Wallemia ichthyophaga EXF-994, 405 nucleotides long. RefSeq lists its product as uncharacterized. Lineage: Eukaryota; Fungi; Basidiomycota; Wallemiomycetes; Wallemiales; Wallemiaceae. The coding region runs from base 1 to 405 and encodes 134 amino acids. The transcript is spliced from 2 exons. The record is from RefSeq and is a predicted model, not a curated record.